AUCGAUACUGAUAGUGAUACUAAUCAUAUCUAAUCUGGAUUUGUAUGUGUAUAAAUCGAAUCUCGUUACGAAAAGUGAGGUGUUUGAUGUGAAAGGGGCGAUAAGCGGAUAGAUCAGAGAUGUCGGAGUUUACCGGGGACGGAGUUGUGACGGGGGCGCCGGACUGGAGUUCCGGCGACGGUGGUGGCAAUGCGCGACCGCCGCAAGCGGACUCUGGUGCAUCAGUGGCUCCGAAUCCGUUGACUGCAUCGGCUUCGUUUAAGGAAGGGAAGGCGUCACGGCGGAGGACGUCGGCGAGGCGGAGUCUUGACGCGGAUGACUUCAUAAACAUGCUACAUGGCUCGGAUCCGGUGAAGGUGGAGCUCAAUCGGCUUGAGAAUGAGCUCAGAGAUAAGGAGCGCGAAUUGUUCGAGUCUCAAGCGGAGAUAAAGGCUUUGAGGCUCUCUGAGCGCUUAAGGGAAAAAGCUGUGGAAGAGCUCACUGAUGAAUUAGCAAAGGUGAAUGAAAAGCUCAAACUGACAGAGUCUCUUCUUGAAAGCAAGAAUCUUGAAAUUAAGAAAAUCAAUGAUGAGAAGAGAGCCUCCAUGGCUGCUCAGUUUGCUGCAGAAGCCACACUUCGGAGGGUUCAUGCUGCUCAAAAAGAUGAUGAUAUGCCUCCAAUUGAAGCAAUUCUUGCGCCUUUGGAGGCUGAACUUAAGUUAGCUCGACAAGAGAUUGCAAAGCUUCAAGAUGAUAACAAGGCAUUAGACCGUCUUACCAAAUCGAAGGAGGCUGCUUUACUCGAAGCUGAGAGAACAGUGCAGUCGGCAUUAGCGAAAGCCUCAAUGGUUGAUGAUCUCCAAAACAAGAAUCAAGAGCUUAUGAAACAAAUAGAGAUUUGCCAGGAAGAGAACAAAAUAUUGGAUAAAAUGCAUCGGCAAAAGGUUGCAGAGGUUGAAAAGCUUACCCAAACUGUGCGCGAGCUUGAGGAGGCUGUUCUUGCUGGUGGUGCCGCCGCUAAUGCUGUUCGAGAUUACCAGCGCAAAGUUCAAGAGAUGAAUGAAGAAAGAAAAACUCUUGACCGGGAGUUGGCUCGUGCAAAGGUUACUGCAAAUAGGGUUGCUACAGUGGUUGCUAAUGAGUGGAAAGAUUCUAAUGACAAAGUAAUGCCGGUAAAACAAUGGCUUGAAGAGAGAAGAUUCUUGCAGGGAGAAAUGCAACAAUUACGAGAUAAGCUUGCAAUUUCUGAACGAGCCGCAAAGUCAGAAGCCCAGUUGAAAGUUAGUUAUUAUUUGCCUUGCCCAAUGGAANCCUGAUGGGAGAAGUUCAAGCAAUGGUGCUUCACGCCGGCAAUCACUAGGUGGAGCAGAAAAUAUUGCAAGAUUGGCUUCUAAUGGCUUUUUGCCCAAACGAUCACCAACCCUACAUCCAAGGUCUUCUGGGAUGAGUACUGUGCUGAAGCAUGCAAAAGGGACAUCAAAGUCAUUUGAUGGUGGCUCAAGAUCAUUGGACCGGAGCAAAAGCCUUCUUACAGGUACUGGACCAAAUUUUAAGCUCACUCAGUCUUGUGAUGGAGCUAAGGAUUCCACAACUGAAAAAGCAUGGCAAGGAAAUCAAGAUGAAAAACCUAAUGACCUGCAAGUAAGAGAAACUGAGGAUACUGUCCCGGGAAUAUUAUAUGACUUGCUACAGAAGGAGGUGGUUUCUAUGAGAAAAGCUUGUCAUGAAAAGGAUCAAAGUCUAAAAGACAAGGACGAUGCAAUCGAGAUGUUAGCUAAGAAAGUAGAGACACUAACAAAAGCUAUGGAAGUUGAGGCCAAAAAGAUGAGAAGGGAGGUUGCCGCAAUGGAAAAAGAAGUUUCUGCAAUGCGAGUGGAGAAGGAUCAAGAGAAUAGGGCCAAGCGACUUGGAAGUUCAAAGGCCCCUGUCAUUAGCUCUCAGCUGAUUCCUGGGAGGAGUGGGAUGGCAAGAAGUAGUAGGGUAACACGCACCACGCAAUAAGCAGCUCUGUGUAAAUCGGCUUCUGCUAUGGUAUUCUUUUACGCCUUCAGUGGUCUAUUGUAAAAUUUGUAGUGUGUUAUGGUUGGUAACCUUAAAAGUAUGUCAAGAGAUGAACCAACAAACAAACAAAAAAAAACAUAUAGAUGUGAUUUGCUUUCGUUCUGAGUUCUGACAUAGCUAUGACCCCUCUCUGCUAAGAAACUAGUAACGAAAGAAACUAAAAGCGCAAUCGAAGUUGUUGACCUAACUUUUUUGUAAGAAAAAAUCUUAGCAAUGGUGGUCGUGUGGGAUGUAUAGGUAGAGCUUCUUUUGGCAUUCAUCUUGCCAAAAGCUUAUUACUUUAGAGUCUUGUUUGCAGUCUGUAUUU
Messenger RNA from Cuscuta campestris, 2347 nucleotides. NCBI's taxonomy places the organism in Eukaryota, Viridiplantae, Streptophyta, Magnoliopsida, Solanales, Convolvulaceae. The record is from the annotation of a GenBank genome assembly.